AUGGACACCGAGGUCCCCUUUCUUUCCGGCGUGGACGAGGAUGGCCUGCCGCUCGCCGGCGUCUCCGACUUCCGCGGCCGCCCCGUCUACCGCAACACCUCCGGCGGAUGGCGCGCCGCCCUCUUCGUCGUCGUGAUGGAGCUCGCCAGCACUUUCGCCAACUACGGCGUGUCGGCGAACCUUAUCACGUAUCUGACAGGACCAUUGGGCCACUCUAACGCCUCGGCGGCGGCCGCCGUCAACAUCUGGUCGGGGACGGCGAGCCUCAUGCCUCUGCUGGGCGCCUUCGUCGCCGACUCGUGGCUGGGGCGCUACCGGUCCAUCAUACUCGCCAGCACCCUCUACGCCCUGGGUUAUGGCAUGAUUACUCUGGCAUCAACAAUCCCAACACAAGAAGCGUCAUCUCUCGACAACGACUACGCUUCCCACCCUUCAUCGAUGAAGGCGGCCUUCUUCUACAUCUCCCUCUACCUCAUCGCCAUCGCGCAGGGCGCUGAUAAACCCUGUGGCCUGGCCUUUGCCGCCGACCAAUUCGACCCCGACCACCCCCGAGAGUGCGCUGCCCGUUGCUCCUUCUUCAAUUGGUGGUACUUCUCAAUAGCCAUUGGUAUCGCCGUUGCCGUCGCUUUAGUCAGCUACAUCCAGGAGAACCUUGGUUGGGGAAUUGGAUUUGGAUCUCUAUGUGUCAUCAUGAUCAGUGCCUUCGUUGUUUUCCUCCUCGGUAGCCCCAGCUACCGCCUCUAUGCGCCAACCCCAGGUUCCCAAAGUCCCUUCACCCGCCUCGCCCACAACAUUGCCACACUUAUCAGGAGCUCGAGCUUCUCCUUUGGCACAACAAGACAACACCAUCCAAAAGAUGAAGAUGACAUGACCAAGUCAGAGGAGGUGCGUAGCGUGCUACGGCUGCUGCCUAUCUGGACGGCGUGUCUGGCGUAUGGUGUUGUGUUUGCACAAAUUAUGACAUUUUUUAACAAGCAAGGACGCACCUUGGAUCGCCGCCUCUUUGCUAGUCUAGAGCUGCCGCCAGCUGCGUUGCAGACAUUCGGACCAGCAGCCAUCUUGUUGUUCGUGCCCAUAUACGACCGUUUGUUGGUGCCAGCACUACGCUGCAUGACAGGCAAUCCUUUAGGGCUAACACCACUGCAACGUGUGGGCACCGGCAUGGUUAUAUCACUAGCCACUGUGUGUGUGGCCGCAUUGGUGGAAGCCCGACGGCUAGAGACGGCACAUGAGUAUGGCCUAGUGGAUGACGCCGGAGCAACGGUGCCGAUGAGUUGGGUGUGGCUAGUGCCGCAAUAUGUGAUGAUCGGGGUGGCCGACGUGUUCGCAAUGGUUGGGAUGCAGGAGUUCUUCUAUGUCCAGAUGCCAAGCGAGUUGCGUAGCCUUGGCUUGGCGCUUUACUUUAGUGUGAUGGGCAUUGGUGGCUUCAUCAGUGGCGCUCUGAUCUCCCUCAUUGACCGUGUCACCAGCAGCGGUGGCGGGGAUAGUUGGUUUGCAGACAACCUCAACCGUGCCCAUCUUGACUACUUCUACUGGCUACUUGCUGGCCUCAGCGCCAUCGAGCUUGUGCUUUAUAUCCGCUUCACCAUCUCGUAUGUCUACAAGCGCAAGAGCCUCCACUAA
Triticum turgidum subsp. durum (durum wheat) is the source of this 1623-nucleotide messenger RNA. The record is from the annotation of a GenBank genome assembly. NCBI's taxonomy places the organism in Eukaryota, Viridiplantae, Streptophyta, Magnoliopsida, Poales, Poaceae.